Molecule: messenger RNA, 627 nt
Organism: Chenopodium quinoa (quinoa)
Lineage: Eukaryota; Viridiplantae; Streptophyta; Magnoliopsida; Caryophyllales; Amaranthaceae
Exons: 3
Coding region: 1-627 (208 amino acids)
Source: RefSeq, a predicted model, not a curated record
AUGGCGGCUAAUGACAAUUAUCAUCUAGGAGGUCAAAAUAGUGUGAAGAAGGGAGGAAAAUUUGAUGUUGAUGCUCUAACUCUUUUGACUAGUUAUGUGCAGGCAUUGACAAGUCACAUUGCACCUAAUUGUCCACAAAACUCGAAUGAGAUGUCGAACGAGGAGGCCAAUGCAUUCUACACUUCGAAUUCCAGAAGGCCAUAUGACCCUCAUUCAAACACAUAUAAUGAAGAGUGGAAACAUCAUCCAAAUUUCUCCUACAAGAAUACUCAAGCCCAACAAAAUCCACCCCCACCACCACCUCGAAACAACAAUUAUAAUGCACCACCUGAUGCAGUAUCCGAGAUUCCAUCUUAUGCAAAAAUUUUAAAGGAUAUGCUCUCUAAUAAGAAGAAGCUAGAGGAGAACGCAACGCUUGCGUUGACUGCAGAGUGUAGUGCAAUUUUGCAAAACACACUUCCUAAGAAACUAGGCGAUCCGGGUAGCUACUCAAUUCCGGUGAAACUUGAAGAUAUAGAGAUCAACAGGGCACUAUCAGAUCUUGGUGCAAGUGUGAGUCUUAUGCCGCUCUCUAUUUGCAAGAAACUUCAAAUGGAUGAACUAAAGCCUACACGCAUAUCUCUAUAA